AUGCACCUGAAGAGCGUGGACUUGCAUCCUACGCAGGAAUACUUUCUUCCCUUAGCGAAUUACCAGUGCAAUUUGCGCAGCGCUUCAGGGAGUCUUCUCCGAAGAGGCCUCUCUACUCAGUUCCCCCCGGGACGAAGUGCACGAGGCUCUGAUCAAAAGACCUCUGAUCUAUCUCCAGGAAGUAUGCAAUUUCCUUGGCUGACGAGCAGUCUAUUGGCCCUCCUCACCGGCGUCAACUCUCUGGACAUCAACUUCACUACAUCAGAUGACUUGCCGAGCCUAAAUGCAUUAUCUCUAUCAAAGUUUUCGCCGUCUACCUCAGCAUCGUCACCCUCCACACAAUCGGACGAAGUCUCUAAUCUUUCGUACCCUCCAUGGCCCCCAGAUCGCAAAGCGUUUCCAAUCACGUCCUUCCCAUAUUACUAUAAUGUUCUGUUGAACAAGGCACCAUGUAUCCCACAACCCGGCUAUCCAGGAAUAGUAAUGUCAAACCUGCAAGACUUCAUCCUGGAGUUCGUCGAGAGCAUCGAGAAAAAGUAUCCACCAAAUGCGAUAACUACAAACAAUACGACGAAUCCUGCCGAUACCCCACAAACCUCCAAAAGAACAGUAUCCAAUGCGACAACAGGUACCGGCGAAGAAAAUGACGGCUCAGGCACCAUCCACCCUAGAAGUGUGGCCGCCGACCUCGUUGAUCCAGAGUCCGGCGCUAAAUUCACGAUUUAUCUCUGGCGCAAUUUUUUCCAGCCGGAAAUAGAAACGGCGCUGGCAGUUGCAAGUCUCCGGGAUUUUCGAAAUCAGGUUGGUAAGUAUGGGCCAGCUGAUAUCCAAUACAUCAUCACCAAGUACAAAGAUGGAGGACGGGUUUUCCCUCCUAAUUGCUGGGCAGUAGUGGAAUUGAAUAUUAUCUUGUUGUAA
Bacidia gigantensis is the source of this 918-nucleotide messenger RNA. RefSeq lists its product as uncharacterized. The record is from RefSeq and is a predicted model, not a curated record. The transcript has a single exon. The coding region runs from base 1 to 918 and encodes 305 amino acids. Lineage: Eukaryota; Fungi; Ascomycota; Lecanoromycetes; Lecanorales; Ramalinaceae.